UGAAUAUUCUAUAUCACUUAAUAAAUUUUAAAAAAUGGAGAAUAAAAAACGACCUCGUAAGCGAAAGGUGAAAAAUAUAAGCAACACUGUAUUGAAUAAAUCAGAUGGAGCCCAUGUGCAACAGUUGCUUGAUGAGGGUUUUGUUUAUGGAAGGUCGCUGCCCUUGAGUCGCAUCAAAAGGUUGAUAAGAAAUCAUGCGUUAGACUUGAACCAAUUGAAUAAUGGAAAUACGGUUAUGCAACUAAAUGGUUUCAUUGAUACAAUUAUAGACUUCAUAAAAAAUGUUCCUACAUCGAGGUUAAACGACUCCAUAUUGAAGGAUGAACGUUAUUCCAAGUUUUUCAAGUGUGGUUUCCAAUCAUAUUGGUCAGACUACAACUAUGGAGCAGUGGAUAAAGUCUUAAAAACGGGAUCUGCAGCAAUAGGUUAUGUGAAUCAUGAAUCUCCUACUAUCGACUUAUCAAUUGAGCUGCCAUCUUCGAUCUUCAACCCAAAAGAUUACAUCAACUAUCGGUAUCUUAACAAACGCAAUGCCUGGUUAUGCAAACUAUAUGAUGAUAUGCAGUCUUUACUUUGUGCUGAUGACUUCCGUAAACAAUUUGGAGAGAACAUAACCAGUUCAUUGGACUAUGACAAUUACAAGGUGAAGAUACACCUCAUUUUCAGUGUAAAUAAUAUAAGAUUUUUGAUACGUAUAGGUGCACACAUACCUUCAAAUACUUUCAAAAUAAGUCCAUUGGAAAUAAAUCGCAACAACGUCAGGAUACCAACGACGACACUGGUUGAUAUCAAUGAAAGCGAACAGUCUAAUACAUUAUGGCCAACUCCUACUUAUAACAGUUCUAUUUCAGAGGAUCUUCAAAGAGACGCUAUUGAAUCCAGAAUAACGGAAACAAAUCAUAAAUACAGGCGCAUGAAAGACGCUUUUACUUUAUUAAGUGUUUGGGCUACCAAACAAGGUGUGUCACAUGUGACUAAUCUUCCUUAUUUAUUGAACGCUAUGAAUACGGAUUCGGGAAACAAUCAUAGAUUGGAUAUGGAAAUCAACAGUGGUUUAACUGACACUUUUUGGUUGCUUCUUUUGGUACAUGUCAUUGAGAUAAAUAAGUAUCCAUGCGACGUGGAGUCUUUUCCAUUAUUUCUCGCUUGUUUGAAGUUCUUGGCAUCAAUGGAUACAAAAAAACAUAUUUAUAUUCUUGGGUCCAAAAAAACAGAAAUAAUGUCUAAUGAAGCUACUGUGCCAGGGAAUACUGAGUUCGUCACAGAAAAUCAUGAUAUAUUCAUACCACAGUUUUAUACUGAUCGUGAUAAAUCGCAUAACAUAUGUCAUCAGACAGUAUUUGUUUUACAGGAACUUAUUGAUAAAGCAAGGAUAUCCGUUGGUGCUACAGACUACAUGUCUAGUCCAUUCCUUUAUGGGCAAUUGUUUGAAAUUAGCUGUGAUAUAAAAUGCCACUAUGAUAUCAUAUUUUACAUACCUGAAUGCCCAAAGGUGAAGAGUAAACUAUGGGAAUUAAGAGUCCACGAAUAUACCGCGUGGAACCUAAAACACGUUCUUGAAUAUGGGCUGAAGGAUCGAUUACGUUAUAUUCAUUUUCGAUAUACGCAUGAAGGUGCUCUAUUGGUAAUGGUCAGUUUUGAUGAGAACAUUCAACGUUCUACCGAUGUAGGCCCUCUUACUAGCUCGCCGGAAUGUACUUAUUUCCGCAAUUUUUGGGGUACAUUAGUUGAAACAAGAAGCUUUGAUGAUGGAUCUAUAUCAGAAUGUUUGCUGUGGGAUAAAGUCAUCCAAGGUGAACCUCCAUGUCGCAAUUCCGCUGUAAGCCUGCAAAUUUGCUCCGGUAUUAACGUAAAUUUACGUAUAAUCCAGUUGCUAUUAAAAUUGCAUUUUACUGAUUUAUCGAUUGUUGAUAUUAACGGUGACACAAAGAAACGUAAAUUUGAUGGGAACAGCCACAACAGGCAAACUAUAUACGUCCACUCUCCAAUGGUUGAAGUAAAUCCACGAUUGCUCAAUAGCUACAGGUCUUCUUUAAUGAAUCUAUUCAAUGAUCUUAAUGGUAUAUUAAGAUCAUUGAGAAAUGUUCCGCUUAGUGUCUGUAAUGUAUAUACAUGUAGUCCUGAAUUUGCCUAUAUCGAUUUUGGACCUUCUGAUUUAAGACAUAGAGUGCUGAUUGAAUUGGAGAGCUCAAAUAAAUGGCCAAACGAACCUAAGGCUAUUGCUGGUGUAAAGGUGGCGCUGGCCAUUGCCAUUUUAAAAGAGCUUAAUAAGAAGCAUGGAAUAAAGUCAAACAUCACCGUUGAUGGCGAAAUGGAAAUUGAAUUUCACAAAGUUAAAUUGAGUAUGAAAAUGUUAUGCCAAUGUGAGUAUCUUCCUAUAGUUAAAAGUAUACGAGAUUUUGACCCAGAUACUGACACGCCUCCUACAGAAGAUGAGCUAUCAGUUGUACGAGAUUAUUUUAGGUCUUUACAUUUAGAAAGGUGUAAGGUGGUUGCCUUAAAAUGCCCUAGUUACUCUGCUUCCGUACGUCUGUCAAAGGCAUUUGCUGCAGAUUGCCUGUUACCUAAUAAUGAAUUCCUAUGUGAAAUGUCGAACUGUUUUAUCUUCGGAUCUAACGAUUUUAUGUUAUCGCAAGCAACGUCAGGGUGGACUGGUUUCUAUAGAUUCCUUUACCUGGUAGCACACUAUGAUUGGAUAACUCAACCCAUGGUAAUACGUGAUGAGAAAUUUAACUAUGAUUCAUUGAUUUUGAAUAAACGGCAGUGGAUGUCUUUCUUUUGGGUUAGCACGCCUGAAGACCCUUACUGUCUUGCUUCCAGGAUGCCAACAGCACUUAUGGCAAAAAGAUUUAUACUUCAAUGCAGUAAUUUCUUGAAAAGCAAGGAGAUAUACUCUAUGAAACUCUUAUCAUACUUCAAUGUAGAUAGAGCUGGCUACAAUUUUGUUAUCACACUAGAUAACAUCUAUCGCAAACUUAAAUUUUCAGAUGGUGCUAAAAAUAUAAAAGUCACAUUUGACGAAGCCCAAUAUUUGUUGAAUGUAGUACUGGAUGAAUUGCGGGACAAUUUUGGAGGCUUGCUAGAAAUCGCGUAUAAUGAAUUACACUUCAAUGGUUUUCACAGUGAUCUGAAACAUUUGCAGAUAUAUGUCAAGAUAAAUCCACUUGCAUGUAUCCCAUCGGAAGUAAAUACAGCGAGUUACCCACUUGCUGAAAUAUCACAUAACAACGUUAAAUCCUAUGUGCCUGACAUUCAAGCUGUAUUGGAGAGAAUAAAAGAAAUCACGUAUGGAUUGAUAGUUGAUGUGAAAUUCAUCUAACACAGGCAUAUAUCUAAUGAUUACAUUCUGAUAUUAGUGUUAGUUACAAUUA
Messenger RNA from Babesia bovis T2Bo, 3371 nucleotides. RefSeq names its product Nrap (nnucleolar associated protein) family protein. The transcript has a single exon. Gene Ontology annotation, biological process: rRNA processing; tRNA export from nucleus. NCBI's taxonomy places the organism in Eukaryota, Apicomplexa, Aconoidasida, Piroplasmida, Babesiidae. The record is from RefSeq and is a predicted model, not a curated record. Gene Ontology annotation, cellular component: CURI complex; small-subunit processome; UTP-C complex. The coding region runs from base 35 to 3319 and encodes 1094 amino acids.